AUGCGUCGGAAAGACAUCGAGCUGCAGGAGCUCCAAGAUAAAUGCAACUAUCAAUCCAAAGAGAGGGACGAUUUGGAACGAGAGUGCGAUAUCGCCUUCAAGGAAAUCAAACAGCUAAGGGGAAUAGUAGAGUCGAGAUUUCCGGACGAAGUUGAGGACGGUCUCUUGGGAAAAAUUCAAAUGUAUGCCGAGUCAACGCACCAUAUGGACAAGCUCGAGCAGAAACUGAAGAAAGCGAAGCAGGAGAGGGAGGAAUGGAAGAAGCAAACAGCAGAUCUCCAAACGACAAACCAGGGAUUGUCACAUAAGCUUCACAAAGCAAUCGCUGCCUAUGAACGACUAAAACAACAACGGAACAUGAAUAACAAGGUUUUCUUGGAGCUGGAUGAUAUUGUGACUGUGUUGAAUAAUAUCACGAUAGAAUCUGACUUUCCCAUUGAAGACGAAAACGACAACGUCUCAAUGAAAAACAUUAGGCGGAAAAUCCAGGCGAUUGAAGGCGAGCGGCAAAAGUAUGCUAACGAAGUCCGAAGCUUGCGAGAAGAAACUGGUUUCAAGGAUGCCAAAAUAUCUUCCUUGGAAUCCAAAUUCUAUGACCCCAGCAAGAGGUCCGAUUGUAGACACUUCACGAACCCAACUCACAAACAACACCCACGGCGAGUGGAGUACGACGACGACUCGGUAUCAUCAUCUGAUUCAUCCACGAUUGAGCCUCCACCAAUUUCAUUGGAGAUGUACGAAGAAACCAGAAGGGAAUACGAAAGUGCGCUUCAAGAUAUGGUCAAACUUACAGAAGAAUUGAAUGCAACCAAUGCAACCGUUCAAGAAUACGAAAAGUCAUCGGUGGAAACAGAAAAAAGAUUCAACGAACUCUCGGAGGAAUACAAGGAAACCCUGCUGGAAAUGUCAAACAUGCGCCGUGAUUACAACAAAGUUACAGCGAAUUAUGAUGAUGCUGUGCUUGUCAUUCAGGAGAUGAAAGAAAAGUACGACCAACGACUCAGGGAAAUGACGGAAUCCUACUCAUAUCUGGAGGAAAACUACAACAAACUCAAGGAUGAGCAGGCUGAUAAACUCAUGAAACUAGAAACUGAGGUAUCUAGCUCGGAACGAUUCUUUGAAGAGGAGUGUAAGCGGUUGAAGAAGGAACACGAGCUCCAGAUUGAGUCAAUUGAUCGUCAAGUUGAUGGAUUGAGAAAAGAACAUGCCGCCAAAAUCGGUCUUGAGAAACGCCAAUACGAGGAUCUUCGGUUGGACUUCGAGAGCGUCAGGGAUCGACAAAGCGAAAAUGCUGGCGAGCUCAAACGACUCAGAGAAAAAUACGAAAAAUCCUUGAAACGAAUUGUGCAGUUGGAAGAAACUUUGAAGCAUGAAAAGGAGAGCUGUGAGCAAAUUCUUCGGAAAUCAUCAGAGGAAGCUAAGGGGAGGUACCAACAGCUCCAGCAGGACUACAACGCAUUGCUUGCGGCAAAGAGGUCGGCUGGAAAUUCCGAGGCAUCCUAUAGGCAGAACUUAGAAACACAGUACGCAGCAUUGGAAGAGAAACAUCGCCGCACACAGGCUGAAGCAGUUGUUCAAUAUCAGGAUUUGAGAAGUUCCUACGAUGCCUCCCUAACCAAAAUUGGUAGCCUAGAGAAAAAGGUCUCGGAGUUGCGAGCGAGAGCCGACUUCUUGGAAAAGAACCAGAGCCGGCCAAAGUCCAAAUACGAGAUUGCAUUUGACGAAAUAUCGAACCUUGAACGAGAUCUCUUUUCCAAUGCGGGGAUAUCGGUGACACACGAAGGAUCUCCGCCAAUCGGUACGCUUGUGGGCAACGAUGAUGCGGGAAAAGACAAAGAAAAGUUGAAGGAUGACAGUUCCGUCGAACGAAGUAUUGCUGAGCUGAUUGGGUGGGAGCAUAUCUCAAACUUCUUGCAGCACCAAAGACGAUUGUUCUGCGUUCAUAAGGACGUCCAACAACGCCAAGAAGACACAGUGUCCACUGUACAACAAAUUCCAAGCGACAGUUCAUCUUUUUUCGGCUCCAUUUUCCUUGAGCACGACUUAGACAUUAACGACUUCAAGUCUUGUCAAGCACAAGAAUCGGCUGGUUCUCCAAAAAAUAAGAUUGCAGAGAUGCUGAACGCGCUAGCAAAAAUUAAGCUCAAUGCUGUCAUAGCGCAGAUUCAAUAUCAAGCGCGCGAAAAGGAGCUCAAAACUGCUCUGAUGCAGUACAAGCGAUCACUUCGUGAUAUGCAGCGAGCCAAAACGUCAAUGAAUAGUUUACCAUCGAAGUCAAGUAUCGAAGCAGCAGCAAUAUUGGCUGGAAAGGCAGAUCCUCCUGUGGGAAAUGUGAUUGGCCACAGUGCGGAUGAUGAGACUGACUCAAGUGAAGGGCAGGCAAAGGGACCACUGCACAAAGGAGAGAAGGCAUUGGGCCCUGAAGAUUUAUCCAAAUUGAAUGAUUUGGUGGCUAAAUCAAGGAAACGAUUAAACCAAGCAAAGGCUAAAGUCGAAGCUGCAAAGCAUAAAGCCGAAGAGGCUCAACAGGAACAAUUGAGACUGCGUUCGAAUUUCCAAUCCAUACUUGUGGAAUUCAAGGCCUCGGAAGCCAAUAUGAAAACUCAGGCAAACGAACCUAAUAAACCAGGAGUCGCCUCAGUUUUACCAAAGCAGUCCUUCGACUGUGGUGUCUCCAUGCUGACUUCGAGCUGCGCCUCUUCAACUACUAGUGGAGAAGGAAGAGACGAAAAAGUCCAGGGCCCAAACACCAAGUCCAGCACAUUCUCAAACGAUGCAGCAGAGUUUAUAAGGUUAAAGCAAGAGUAUGAUGUGGCAAUGGACAAGAUCUCGUCACUACAAAAUGAUCUUCGAGAAAGAGAAACUGAAUCAGAACUGGCAACACAAAAGCUCGAGAACCGAGAGGGCGACCUGAGGGAUGUCAUUCAACGGUACAAAGACUUGCAUGAGGAAUACAAAAAGUUUCUCACUUCGGACGAUCCAUACAGUCCUAAUAAUGCCCACGUCAAGCUGAUCCAGGAACGAGACGCUGCCAGAUGGAAGGUUUCCGAGGUGGAAGGGGAGCUGCGCCAAGCAAAGGUAUCAGUCACAUCCGCUGUGACGAAGCAGAAUUUGGCAAAGCAGCAUCUGCGAGAUGUCAUUUUCCAAUACAAAACACUCCAGCGUGAGCAUGAAGCAUUGGUCCAACGAAUUGAAGGUUUGCGAGUGGAUCUCCCAUCAUCCAACGCAUCGUCGUCGUCGUCAAGACAAAAGAACUCGUCUGUAUGGCGGACCAGUAGUAGUAGUCAGGAAGAGAAGCGCGAUACUGCGUCGCCACAAGCACAGCAUCAUCUUCGACCCAUCGUCGAAGCAGACGAUCGGAACUACUUGUCGGCACGAAGUGCCACUCACCCCUUUGUCAACGACAUUGAGAGUGUUCGUAGCUUUGGCACUGCUGACGAACAUAGCACGAAAUCGAGCAAGAAGAAGCCACUGUACAAAUCACUUUACAAGGAGGUGAAGAAAAGCUUCGUGAAGCCCGUCAAGCCAAGAAGGAGGGAAGUUGUUCGAAUCGAUGGCCUGUCCUAG
Messenger RNA from Cylindrotheca closterium, 3567 nucleotides. The record is from the annotation of a GenBank genome assembly. Lineage: Eukaryota; Bacillariophyta; Bacillariophyceae; Bacillariales; Bacillariaceae.